AUGGUUGAUGAAGCACUAAGGCGAGAUAUGGCCAACAUAAGCAAGUCACCCUUCAUAGACGAGAUUGAGCAGGCAGAACCUCCACACAAGUUUAGCAUGCCGCACUUCACAUCUUUCAAAGGAGAUGGAGAUCCAAAGAGGCACUUGAAGCACUACCGAAGCGCGAUAGUCCUUUAUCGGAACAAUGAUGCCCUUAUAUGCAAAAUAUUCGCCACCACUCUACAAGGUGAGGCACAAGAUUGGUUUCACACCUUGCCACCACGAUCCAUCCAGAAUUUUGAUGAUCUUUCUUUGAAAAACCCAAAGGAGUCACUCCGCGACUACGUGAAGAGGUUCAAAUUGGAGAAGGCGAAGACCGUCAGAUGUGAUGACUCGAUAGCAAGUGCAGCCUUCCAAAAAGAACUCCCAGCAGACCACUCACUGUUCGGAGAAAUGAUCAUGAAAGAAGACCUAACUUUAGCAGAUUCCUUCGCCCUGGCAGAGAAACAUGCAUUUUGGGACAAGGCUCGACGAGCAGAGAAGGCACCCGAGCAGACUAAAAAAGAGUCGACAAUUGUUCAAAGGAAGGAGGACAAGAAACCGCCUAGCAAAGGCAAGCAGGAGGCCAAGCGCAGGGUCUAA
Molecule: messenger RNA, 621 nt
Organism: Pyrus x bretschneideri (Chinese white pear)
Lineage: Eukaryota; Viridiplantae; Streptophyta; Magnoliopsida; Rosales; Rosaceae
Exons: 2
Coding region: 1-621 (206 amino acids)
Source: RefSeq, a predicted model, not a curated record